AUGGAGGCCCUGCUACGAGUGCUCGACGCCGCGGUGGAGGACAGCGAGGCGGUGACCGACCACCUUUCGGCGCUCUCAGCCUCGGAGGUAGAGGAGCUGGUCCGAGCUCUUCCGCUUGUUCAACACCACGAGGCGGCCAUCAACGUAGUGCACAACCUCCUUCAACAACGGAAGUCACGGCAUGCGUCUGCACGUGUGAUCAUCGAGAUAAUCCUCUCCCGAAAGCUUCCGCCUAGAUGGGUCACCGAGGUUUGCAUGGGGUACAUGUCGUUCACCGACACUGUGCCAACACUCGACAAGGACGUCGCCGACACGAUCGACAGCAUAUUGCGAUUACUCCGCGCGUACUUAGAUGCUCCAGAUUCCUCUCAACACGACGACUGGCUUGCCUUUCAGUCCGUCCUCGACGCCCUGCCCGCUCUGGUGCCGUUGUCGUCGUCCGCCGCCUUUCCCAUCAUGCUGGAUGAGAUAUUGGCCCUGCCGUGGACUUUUGCGUCGUUUAGCACGUUGCUUUCGUUCUGCAAAUCCAAUGCCAUGCACAUGACAGGUUCCCACCACCACCGCCUAUAUGCGCUAUGUCAAGCAUUCGUACCUCUGUUUCGCCACCAAACAAAGUAUACGUUUUGGCAUGCCCUUUUACUCGCGUGCUUUGACUUGGCAGCCGUCAGCGGCGCCACCGCCUCCAUCAAUCAUCUUCCCAAGGUGGACGCCAUCAUGUGGAUAGACCUCGCGCGGACUUCGCUUUCGAUCGUGCCAACCCCGUUAAAUCGGGAAAUGGACUAUUUCUUUCAAACGGUGUUUCAGCAUACUCCGACGUACAUGAUGACGUGGCUGCACGCUGUCCAAGCAUCGACUUCGACGCCGCCAUCAUGGGACUUGGCGCUGUGCGUCCAUGCGCUGCAUGCAUCCCAGCCGUUGGUGGUAGUCACAGCUGGAGACUCUAUAUACCACCAGCUUGGCCGCUGUCUUUGUCGAUUGCUGGUUCAGCUGGAAAGUGAACAAGGAAGCGAGAUUUCGUCUGCGAUACAGGGGCUAGUCGUACAUGGAGGCCACUGGAAGGGUCGCGUGUUGCUGGACUUGGCGCGACUGAUGCUGGGGGGUACUAGUACCACUCACAGCCAUGUGUGGACAGCAGUGAUCGUGACAUUAUUUCAACAGGUGGCGGAACUUCGGCCAGACAUUGUGGGCUUUUUCGGGUUUGGGUUUGAAUCCUCCCUUGAGGUCAUGCAGAACGUCGCAGAAGCAGCACUUGCCCAUGUAGUCGCCACGCACCACCGGCUGUUACAGCCCCAUUUGCACGACCUGCAAGACCGAUUAUGCCAGCUGUGCCAGUCCAACGUAGCCCAAGGCUCGCGACUGCUCGAAACGUGUGAACCAUUAAUAGCGUCGACGCCGUCGUACUUCUAUUUCGUGAUCGUAUUCCUGCGCAAAUCGCUCGUGUCGCCUUCUCCAGACUUGGCCAUAACCCACUUGUGUCAUCUGCUCAAGUCGCCCGCCACCUCCGCCGUCCAGCGCGAGGACUUGGCUUCGUGCCUCAACGAUGCGCUGUAUCUGUCGGCGUGCCGCCACUUGGCGCUGUGCCACGUCCAGUUGGUGCCCGAUGUGACACCGUUUGACCUAGGGGUGCGACACUGUUUGUCCACGCUCAUGGAACUCGACAGCUCGAGUCUGCUGCUGCACAUGGAUCAGCUGGACGGGCACAGUGGUGGUGUCCUUCGGCACUGCCUCGCGCUGCUGCCUCGCCUAUCCAGUGCGACCCAAGAGUUUGGACGAACCCUAACCACUCAUUUGAAGUCGGUGGUUUCACGCUCGCACUGUCGGGCGUUUCUAGAAGCCGUGCCAGACCGCGCGGUAGCCGCCGCGUACUAUGCGAGCUUGGCCGGCAUCGCCGGCAUGCAGCCCCUUCGUUGCCGCCUCUUGACAAGCCUCCCUUUACCCCCCCCCACCUCCUCUACCCCAACUGCCUGCAACCUACUCCACGACCUUCCGACCGCAGAUCUCUUGGACGGACUUCAACCUGACACUUGCUGUGUACAUUGGUCGAUGUACCUGCCUUCACCACCUCCGACUCGCAACCCUCUCACCAGCUGA
This is a messenger RNA of Aphanomyces astaci, 2091 nucleotides long. RefSeq lists its product as hypothetical. Lineage: Eukaryota; Oomycota; Saprolegniomycetes; Saprolegniales; Verrucalvaceae. The coding region runs from base 1 to 2091 and encodes 696 amino acids. The transcript is spliced from 9 exons. The record is from RefSeq and is a predicted model, not a curated record.